AAACAAGAGGAGCCGGAGGCCUUCCAAGCGCUCGAGUCUCUUUGCAAAACAACACCUACCACCACGGUCAAUCAUACUGACUUUGAGUGACUGCAGUUUCAUCCCAUUGUCCUGAGCAUCGAGACUAUGGGCCCAGCUCCAAAACUAGACACUGCAGAAGUCCAAAUGGGGGUAUGGCAUGCACGGCAGUGGAAAUUCUACCGUUCAACAGUGCUUGCAUCAUUACACAGAUCGGAGGAAGCAGAGAAACAGGCUGACGAGAUGCUGUACUAUCGCCAAAACUAUUGCCAUAUGUAGAUGUCUCUUAGCUCUCCCUUCUUUAUGUUCAUUUCAUCGCUAGUUUUAUCAACUAGACCAGACGUGGUAGGCUUGAUAGAGUCCGUCGUUCCGAUCAAUAUAAACUCAACCUCCC
This is a messenger RNA of Fusarium redolens, 412 nucleotides long. RefSeq lists its product as uncharacterized. Lineage: Eukaryota; Fungi; Ascomycota; Sordariomycetes; Hypocreales; Nectriaceae. The transcript has a single exon. The record is from RefSeq and is a predicted model, not a curated record. The coding region runs from base 127 to 297 and encodes 56 amino acids.